AGGCGGCCGUGCUGAUGGAGGCCGUUCCGGAGCUGGAGCUGCGGACGCCUGUGCAAGGACAGAAGACAGCGGAAAGGCCGGGCCCGGACUCCGGUUUGGACUCCGGUUAUGACUCCAGCAUCCGCUGGCGUCCGCAGCGCCGGCAGGACUCGCCCGAGGCUGUGGUGGGAAAGUUCUCGCUCUCCGGAGCCGAGUGCGAUUCCGGCCCCAGUAGCUCCGCAGCCACCGCCUUGGAUGCGGAGGGACGCGCAGAAACCUCCGGCUGCAGCCUCCUGGCGAAGGCCGAGCCGCCUGCGUGCGGCAGCUGCUCCCCGCUCGGCGACGGCGGCGGGCGGCUCCCCCGGGGCAGCGACGGGCAAGGACAGACUCCGAGCCCCCAGCGCCUGCCGCUGAAGCGCCGUUGUGGUCAGUACUCCAACAUCCUCUGGAAAGUAAUAGCUGGUGUACAGACUGUGGUUAUUUUGGUGUUGCUUCUGACAGGAACCUUCUCUCCACAGGUCAGGCAGUGUCCAGAAGACUGGAUAUGUUUUGGAGGGAACUGUUAUUAUUUUUCCACUGACACAAAGAGCUGGGAUGCCAGUAAGGAGUACUGUGCCUCACAUGGUGCAACACUUCCUGUGAUAAAAGAGAAACUGCAACUGGAGAACAUCGAACGCUUGAGACAGAACCAUUACUACUGGAUUGGGCUAAGAAAGGAAGCAGCAGAAUGGCAGUGGGAUGAUGGAUCUCCAUUUACUAAUGAUGUCAUCCAAUUGGAAAAUGAAGAUGCGAAGCUGAAGUGUUCUUUCCUAAACAGUGACAAAAUUGUUACUGUAGAUUGCACAUCUUCAAGACGCUGGAUCUGUGUCAAAGAGUCCAAAUGAAUAGUAUUCAUCUCCAGUGAAGGGUUCGUUAAUAGUGCAAAGUCAUUGAGCCCUGGUACGACUGACGCGUGCUUGACAUGAAUGCGUGCGUUGCAAGUUAGCAACUGAAGCAAGAACUUAAGGUCAAGGACUAUUAGAACUCUUUGUGCAAAAACAAUCUUAUGCUCCGAGGAAAAAUACUGAAAAUCAUCAGAAAAGGAAAUAACACCAGCUGGACUGAUAUAAAAUUGUAUAAGAAUUGGAGGAAAUGGCAUGUCUUGGAUCAUGGCAGCCCACCCAGGAUUGUCUCUUUGGAGUUGUGUGGGUAGAAGGCCUAAUAAACAAAGGCAAAGGACCGAUGACGCAACAGAAUGGACUAUGAAUGGGUGCCUAUUUUUUUUUUGCAAAUCGGAGUCGUUUAUUGAUCCAGAGAACCAUGUGGAUAUAGAUGUGAUUUUCACCAGCUCCCCGCAUCUUAUGAUCUUAUCCUGAUGGAAGGAACCUCGACUGGCCAUUGGGAGCAUUCUGACUUUUGGACUCCGGUAUAGUAUGUUUGGGGUGUGAAUGUGGAGUGAGUAAGGUUUGUUUUGUAAUCAGUGAAGAGCAUUUAGAGUAUUAUAUACCAACACUGUGUCUGGUAUCUGCUUGCUCCCCAUCUCGUAGGGAGACCUCUAUUACAGGUCUAACACUUAGGUAAUUUACAGACACAUAAAAAGAUUACAUUGUUUAAAAAAAAAACAAACAAAAAAACCCACAAUGUGGGGGGAGAGAGAGUCUCAGGAUGAGCCUUUCCCUGCCAUUUGUAUUUUCUCUUCUCUGUCUUGCCUGUUGUUUUGUUUUUAGCCAUUGUCCAUGUCACUUUUUUAGUUUUUAUCUCACGCCAUUUGCCUCUUUGUCAGUGAUAUUAUUUCUAAGAAGCUAGGCAACAGUUACAUACUAGGAAUUUUGGUAAUCUUUAAUUUUUUCUUAGGAAUUCUGCCCUUUCCUCACCAUUUACCCUACUAGAACCUUUGGCUCCUUGGUUAUAUGACUUUAUAACCUUUCCCUGCUCUUCCCAAAUGCUCCUGCUACCUCCUCCCCGUGCUUCAACUACAUCACUCACCCCUUGAAACCCUCAUUUUGUUGUUAACAGAAAAAAGUCUGUCUGGAUUUUUUUCUUAAUUUCUAACACUGACAAGGGAUUAAGGGGAAAAAUAACUUUUGUUUUGUGAACAGCAUUUUAUGUAAAUUAAUGUUCACUCUUUUCCCAGCAAUUUGUGUGGAUUUUUCCAACAGCAACAGGGAGAAAAACUUUUACUUUUUUUUUUUUUAAUUGACUAGAUUUCAAGUUCAUGUUACCCACUUCAAUUCAGUCCAUUUCAGAGAUUUGGGUGUGUGUGUGUGUGUGUUUGUUUUAUAAAUGUACUUGAAUCUAUAGCAGGAUUUCCAAUUUACCACAGACACAAGAGUUUUGUUGCAGAAUUCAGCUCCCACUUGCUGGGCCUUCCUUAACAUAAAAUGCUCUAGAAAGCCAAUUAUAACUUAAGUGCUAUAUCAUGGCUGUUUUAAGGCAAUGGUUCUAAACUUCUUCUAUACAGUGAUCCUAUGUGAAAACAGAAACAAUUUUCAAGAUCCUCCUUCUAUCUAGCUAUAAAGAAGGGAACGGUGGUUGCAACUUCCUGAAACUUGUUUGUGACCUGACAAGGGUCACAGCUCCCAGGUUGAAAACCUGUUAUCUCAGGUAUCUGCCGUUAUCAAUCUGUGUAGCCAGGGGUGAGUUCCAGUGCCAUAUCUUGAAUCUAUUGUUAUAAUUUUUACUAAUUGUUUGUUCAGCUUUAGAUUUCUGGGUUAUUUGCCAGACACACUUCGGAAGCUAGGAUCACGCUCCUCUGACAAGCUGGAAAAUCAAUUCUAAAUCUGCAAAGUCUACAACUCUAACCUGCCUAGAAACCCAAAUUGCAUAUUAAGGCCAUGUGAGAAUAGAUGUAGUAUGGUGUUUAGGAUCCUCAUGUUCCACUGAAGGUACCUGGCAGUAUUAGACACUUUUAAACAGUUGGAUACUUGAAGUUUGUAUAUUUUUAACACAACCCUUUUACCAAUAACUAUUUUUUAAACUUGAUCAUGUACACUUUUCUCAAUGUAUUCAUUAUUUUUAAUUCAGAAUGUGAAGCAUCUUUCAGAACAGGGAGGGACAAAAAUGUAUAGAAGUA
This is a messenger RNA of Chelonia mydas (Green sea turtle), 3031 nucleotides long. RefSeq names its product C-type lectin domain family 2 member L. Bases 15 to 863 code for a protein of 282 amino acids. The record is from RefSeq and is a predicted model, not a curated record. Lineage: Eukaryota; Metazoa; Chordata; Testudines; Cheloniidae. The transcript is spliced from 6 exons.